Molecule: messenger RNA, 1038 nt
Organism: Spodoptera frugiperda (fall armyworm)
Lineage: Eukaryota; Metazoa; Arthropoda; Insecta; Lepidoptera; Noctuidae
Exons: 3
Coding region: 282-803 (173 amino acids)
Source: RefSeq, a predicted model, not a curated record
UCUGCAGUUGCCAUUAAAGGACUAUGAACGAAUUAGUAAUGCGACUGCAUUCGUUAUUAGUUACGAAAUAGUAACACCACCAGGUUGGCUGGACACGGUAAGGUCGGUCAGUUAUGAUCAGUAAUCCACCAAAGGUCGGCGCGUUAUACAAUACAAUACAUAGACUAUAAAAAAUAAUUGUGUUAAUUGGUUUAAUAAAACCUCUAUCGAUUAUUCGUGAGUGAAAUCGAUUUUUAAAAAGACAGUUGUCGUUCGAAAUUUGAAACGUGCUAUAGACAAUAAUGGAGUUAACGAAAGUGUGUUAUAUUGGGACUCUUUUGUCUUUCCUGAUGUUUGACAUCUUAAUGGAAGGGUCGACUCAGGAGACCUCGUUUGAAUUGCCAGUGCAGUUGGUUGGGUUCCCUUUCAUCAUUGUAGCUGUGCGUUUAACCAAUUUCGUGAAGAAACUCUCGUAUGCUUUAAAUCCAGCUACGUACCGCUCUCGAAACCGUCGUGAGCUGACCCAAUCAGAACCAGAUCCCUUCGAUGUCAAUGAAGUGGAGAAAUACAUCGUCGGCGAGUUCGGCGCACGAGCAUGUGUGUUUGAAAGGGUUUGUGCGCAUUACGCGACCAGGGCGCAGGCGCAACCGCGUCCUCAGUUCGACUGGCCAGAUGUUUUUAGUCAAUACAAGCGGUCCCCAGACCAGGCCAAGGAGUUCUACCUACUCUCCGUAUUCCUGGGUGACAUCGUGGGCUCUCCACAGUUGUGUCACCAGAUUGGAAAACGGAGGAGUUGUGACGCCCUAGCUUAUGGGAUAGAGUAAAUAGUAUUGUAAAUCCAAAGAUAAGUAUGUCAACGAUUGAACUGUACCUUACUGCUAUACUCAGAGUCAUUUAAUGGUUACUUAACUCAGUCCUUGGCGAUUACUUUUAAAACAAAAUCGUUACUAAGGAACAGUUUAAGUAAUCAUUAAAUGUUUCUGAGAGCGGUAGUUAGUAUGAGUUUCCAUUACGUUUAAAGUAAUCGAAACUAGAGCGCGUUCAGCUGUGAUUGGUUGG